Molecule: messenger RNA, 1080 nt
Organism: Westerdykella ornata
Lineage: Eukaryota; Fungi; Ascomycota; Dothideomycetes; Pleosporales; Sporormiaceae
Exons: 4
Coding region: 387-833 (148 amino acids)
Source: RefSeq, a predicted model, not a curated record
ACUGUUUUCAGCUGUAGCCCGGAGCCUCACUUCAGGCCGCAUUGCUGUGGUUGACGGUGCCCACAGCCGGGGCGCAUUCUUGUUGGGGUGCACAGGUGAGGUGAUGCCUGGCUUUCACCGUCGUCUCACCCGUCGUCACCGCACACCGCACACUUGUUUUGCACAUCGCUUAUCUCUGGUCAAACUUUCACUUUCACUCUCACUUCCUACCAUCGUCGUCCGUGCGCUACCCACUUCUAUUUGAACUCACCUCCGCCUUCUCUCCAACCUUUCCUCCUCCACACAUCUCCGCGCAUUGCACCCGCGUUACAUGCACCACUUCUUAUCUCACCUGCAUAUUCUCUUGCGCCUACGUCAAGCCUCGAUCUAUCCAUCAUCACUUCGACAUGUCUGACAAAGCCAGCGAUGGCGGAGCCACCUCCACCGCCACUUUCACGGAGCGCGAGAUGCAGAUCAUGUCCAAGGCGUGGUUCUGCCUCAAAUCUGGUACCCCAGAGAUCGACUACGACAAACUUGCUGAAGCGACGGGCAUGACCAACCCGCGUUCCGCGUCCAACGCCUGGGCCAAGAUCAAGCACAAGUUACAUGCUCAAGAGGGUAUCGUCGCAACUCCGAAGGCCAAAGCCACCCCCAAGAAGAAGGCCAAUGGCAACGACUCCGCUCCAGGAACGCCAACCAAGACGCCGCGCAAGCGUGCUCCCAAGAAACAAGAGGUCGAUGGCGAGUCCUCUCCUAAAAAGAAAGGCAAGGCCACCAAGAUGAAGACGGAGGCAGAGGACGCCGAUGAGACCGCUCUUGACGGCGAGGAGAUGGAGGGCGCCAACGAGGACUAAGGUCCGCCGUCGUACGCUUCUCUACCCUCUACCACGUUUCCUAUCGAAUUUGGGACCAAAGAAUAGGCGUCUGGGUUGAAGGCGCUUGCAUCAGACGUGUCGAUAUCUGAGCUGGGCAUCGUCUGUUUGGGCUCGAACGUGGUGAUGUUUGGGAACCGAACCGCAGAUGUACGCCUUUUGUUCACGGCAUUGAUAUCAUCGUGUCGUUGAAUUGGUUAUGCUCUGGGUAAUCAUAUCAAUGGAUACC